GAGAUCAUGCAUUUCUUAGAUGAUUCAUUUCAUUUCUUUGCUUAAAUUGUAAAUGGAGAUUGAUUGCAAUAAUGAUGAUUGGGUAUUUUUAAAAUGUUUCUAAACCAUAAAACUUUUGAAAGCUAAGUAUAUGGAAAUGUGUUUCCCCUUAGAUCUCCAGUGCCUGUUGGGUUUUUACCAAAAGGGAAGUUGCCAGCGUACAGUUACUUACACGCUGAUGUAGGUCCGGUACAAUGACUCUGUAGAAAGGCCGAGACCGGGCGGCAAGGGAGCCCGGCUACCGAAGGAUGAACGGCGAGGAGGAAUUCUUCGAUGCUGUCACAGGCUUUGAUUCUGAGAACUCUGCCGGGGACUUUUCAGAGGCGGAUCAGAGGGUUGCCGGAGUGAUGCGCGUGGACACUGGCAGAAGCAAUGGGAUCGGAAAGGUCGGGGAGAGGCCCCCUCGAGAGAACGGAAUUCAGAAGUACAGGACGUCGCUGCCUGCCCCGAUGUUCUCCAGAAGUGACUUCAGCGUGUGGAGCAUAUUAAAGAAAUGCAUCGGCUUGGAGCUGUCCAAGAUCACCAUGCCCAUCGCCUUCAACGAGCCCCUGAGUUUCCUGCAGCGGCUCACGGAGUACAUGGAGCACGUGUACCUCGUCCGCAGCGCCUGCCGCCGGCCCCAGGCCCUGGAGAGGAUGCAGUGCGUGGCGGCCUUUGCGGUGUCUGCGGUGGCUUCCCAGUGGGAGAGGACCGGCAAGCCCUUCAACCCCCUCCUGGGAGAGACUUACGAGCUGAUCAGGGAGGAUUUGGGAUUCAGAUUCAUAUCUGAACAGGUCAGCCACCACCCCCCCAUUAGUGCGUUUUACUCAGAAGGCCUCAAUCAGGACUUCCUGUUUCACGGCUCCAUCUACCCGAAGCUCAAGUUCUGGGGCAAGAGCGUGGAGGCUGAGCCUCAGGGCACCAUCACGCUGGAGCUGCUCAAACACGGGGAAGCCUACACCUGGACCAACCCCACCUGCUGCGUGCACAACGUGCUGGUCGGGAAGCUCUGGAUAGAGCAGUACGGCACGGUGGAGAUCGUGAACCACAGAACCGGAGAUAAGUGUGUGCUUCACUUUAAACCCUGUGGAUUGUUCGGAAAAGAACUUCACAGAGUGGAGGGCCACAUUCAAGACAAGAACAAGAAGAAGCUCUUCAUUAUCUACGGGAAAUGGACAGAGUGCUUGUGGGGCGUUGACCCUGCUGCGUACGAGUCGUUCAGGAAACGGGAGAGGAGAGGUGACCCGCCGAGCAAGACGCAGCCGGAUGACGGCUCCCAGAAAGCCGAAGGUGACGUGGCGGACGCCGUGCCCGAGGUUCAGGAGACGGUGCAGGUCAUUCCUGGCAGCAAGCUACUCUGGAGGGUCAACACUCGGCCCCCCAACUCUGCCCAGAUGUACAAUUUCAGCAGUUUCACCGUCAGCCUCAACGAGCUGCAGCGCGGCAUGGAGGAGACGCUGCCCCCCACGGACUGCCGCUUACGUCCUGACAUCCGCGGCAUGGAGAACGGCGACAUGGAUCUGGCGAGCCAGGAGAAGGAGCGGCUGGAGGAGAAGCAGAGGGAGGCCCGGAGAGAGCGAGCCAAACACGAGGCUGAGUGGCAGACAAGGUGGUUCCACCAGGGCAGCAACCCGCACACGGGGACGCCCGACUGGUUGUACACCGGGGGUUACUUUGAGCGGAAUUUCUCCCGCUGCCCGGAUAUCUACUGAGGGCUGGAGCGGCCGCGGCACCGGAGGCUGGACUGCGCCAAGAGGCUUCCCGGAGCUC
Molecule: messenger RNA, 1788 nt
Organism: Enhydra lutris kenyoni (northern sea otter)
Lineage: Eukaryota; Metazoa; Chordata; Mammalia; Carnivora; Mustelidae
Product: oxysterol binding protein like 2
Exons: 13
Coding region: 288-1730 (480 amino acids)
Cellular component (GO): intracellular membrane-bounded organelle; membrane; cytosol
Molecular function (GO): cholesterol binding
Source: RefSeq, a predicted model, not a curated record